This is a messenger RNA of Prunus mume (Japanese apricot), 1462 nucleotides long. The record is from RefSeq and is a predicted model, not a curated record. NCBI's taxonomy places the organism in Eukaryota, Viridiplantae, Streptophyta, Magnoliopsida, Rosales, Rosaceae.
UAUACUAUAUAGAUGAUCUCAAGACAAGACAUCCGUUCACUCUAUCAUUAUUGCAAAGUUUAUCUAAAUUAAUGAAGAUGGUUUCUUCCUUGUUCAAAACUCUGUUUCUUCUUGGGUUAAUUGCGUUGAUCGCCUUUGCCGUGCAGACCGCUCAAGUUGGUGCAGAUGCCAGGUUGAGGAAACUGAGCCAUUUACCAAGUCCACCACCUCCUCCGAAGGGAGCCCGCCCAAUUCAUCAGCUCCCACCUCCAAAUGAGUAGUAGCUAGGCUAUAGAUUAGUCUUGUAUUAUCAACUCAUGUUAAUUUAAUCCAAGUUUUUAAUCAAAGUGUGAGAGUUUCGGCUUUCCCUUGGCUGCCUCAAUUCAUAUUUGUUCCAUCCUUGUAACUUUGUUAGUCUUUUUCAGAUUUUUGGGAUUAUGUGGUGAUGAGCAAGACAACACCAUUGCAUUUGUAUAGAAAGAAAUUAUAUAUAUACUAAAACUGAGUUCAGGAAUUCACUGUUCCUAGACUGUAGCUUAGGAAUAGUGAAGUGCCGAUUUUGCCCUUUACUGAAAUUUUCCUUAUGUUCCUUUUUUGCCCUUCUCUCUUUGGAUGCUAACUCUCCCCACUGUUUCGUUUCCACAGAACGAUCGUCCGCUUCGAACCAGCUUGGUUGGGCUGGUUGGGGGCAGCCAUGGAAUGCACGGCUUCGAUCUUCGGGAUUCCUUUGGGGCCGUAGAUUUCCAUUUGGGCUAGCGCCUUGCGAAUCUCGCCGUUCGUUUGGUCUUCAUCUCAUCUCAUCUGCUCAUUCGUUGGUUCAACCAUCUUUCAUCCUCUGUGCAACGUUCGUCUGAGAGAUUUUCGAUCUGCAAGUUCUUCCAUCUUUUCUCUUCAGGACUACAACAAAAUGGUGCACUUACAUCUAUUCGUGGACUUUGAAAUAGAAACAAGGCUUUUGAAUUGGUAAUGGCAGGUGACUGUUUGUGCGUGAAUAAAGGCUUGCCAUUGCCCUUGCUGAUGUUGUGGGACAGAGCCAGUGUAUAUGUACAGAAGUUGAGGGAUACAAUGUUCUCUCUCCCUCUCUUUAAUUUCAAACAGCACAGAAUGUUGACUGACUUUGAAGGUGUUGCAAGAAAAAACGAAGUAGGGUUCCGCAUUUGGACUAGCAAAGAGUUCCACCAGUACCAGGUUGUUGGGAGAAAGCUCCCUAUGGCAUCUAAUGAGCACCCCAAGAUUUACCAAAUGAAGCUCUGGGCCACAAAUGAGGUUCACGCCAAGUCCAAGUAUUUCAUGAGGAAGCUGAAGAAGGUCAAGAAGAGCAAUGGCCAAGUGCUUGCCAUUAAUGAGUGGUUCCUUCUCAACUCUCCUCCUGGCAAAAUCCAAUUUGUUGCCAAAGGGCUCCACCUUUGACCCCAAAGCGUCACUCUUUUAUCACAUUUAUUUCGCUUUUUUCUAAUUUUGUUUCGAUAAUUUGAAUCGUAUU